GAGCAGUGUCAACGCCCUUGGCGCGAGGGAAGGUAGAGAAGUGUAACAGAGGGGCAGGUGCGCGGUCGUUAGCGCUCGGCCGUUAGCGGUUCCGCUCUGGCAACGGUCCGCGUAGCCUUAGUCCUCGGGGCCGCAAUCUCCCUGGGUCGUUGUCCGCAUGACCCGGCCCCCGUUUGCGCGCUCGCCCCCUUCGCCGGCGCAGUCACCGCGCGGGGCGGCCGCCCGUGAAGCAGAUACAACGAAUAAAGCUCCGGGACAGAGGCGCCCUCGACCACGACUGAGCUGGCGGCCCCGGCCGGGAGCGGCAGCCCGUGUGGUUCCGUGAGGAGUGAGCGGCGGAGGCGACCUCCGGCCCGGCCCCGCACCAGCCUCCCCGCAGGCGCGACAUGAUCCUGGUCUGGCCUCCGCGGGAUGCUCCUUGAGCCCUUUCGCCGGCUGUUACCUCCUGGGGACUGUUGUGGCCACACCGACACGUAUUUUCCAAACCAAUCAUUGUUUAUUAUUGUGGCGGCGGGGCCGAACACGCUUAUCUAUUUUUAAUUUUCUCAACAAGCUCUUACCCAGCCCUUAACCAGCGGAAACAACUCGGUAACCGUUUCAAAGAAGCAUCGGGCAGAUAGGAAAUCUCGGACUGAGCCGCUUGUGUAAACGCCUCCUUGCAACGACCCUUCUUCCGUGCUUUGAAGAUUGUUGCGUCUUCCCGUAACUACCAGUGUGCACAGAACCCCAUUCCAGAAACGUCUUGGUCCAGUGAUGCAAAGAACUGAAGUUUCAAGCUAGAAGAACCUGUAUUGUCCUCAUAAUAAUAUAGAAGAAUUUAAGAUAGGAGAGAGAGGCUGCAGCGAAUGAAGACUAUAAAAGAAAAGAAGAAGGAAUGUCAAAGAUUGAGAAAAUCUGCCAAGACAAGGGGGGUGACCCAGAGGAAGCCAUCUUCAGGGCCUGUAUGCCUGCUAUGCCUUCAAGAACCUGGGGAUCCUGAAAAAUUAGGGGAAUUUCUUCAAAAAGACAAUCUCAGCAUGCACUAUUUCUGUCUUAUUCUGUCCAGCAAGCUGCCUCAGCGGGGCCAGUCUAACAGAGGUUUCCAUGGAUUCCUGCCUGAAGACAUCAAAAAGGAGGCAGCCCGGGCUUCUAGGAAGAUCUGCUUUGUGUGCAAGAAAAAGGGAGCCACCAUCAACUGCCAGAAGGAUCAUUGCGUCAGAAACUUCCACCUUCCUUGUGGCCAAGAAAGGGGUUGCCUUUCACAAUUUUUUGGAGAGUACAAAUCAUUUUGUGAAAAACAUCGCCCAACACAGGACAUCCAAUGGGGGAAUGUUGGGGAGGAAGGCUGCGUCCUGUGUUGUGAAGACUUAUCCCACGCAAGUGUUGAAAACAUCCAGAGUCCAUGUUGUAGUCAAACUAUCUACCACCGCAAGUGCAUACAGAAAUAUGCCCACACAUCAGCAAAGCAUUUCUUCAAAUGUCCGCAUUGUAACAAUCGAGAAGAGUUUCCUCAAGAAAUGCUAAGAAUGGGAAUUCAUAUUCCAGACAGAGAUGCUGCCUGGGAACUCGAGCCAGGGGCUUUCUCAGACUUGUAUCAGCGCUAUCAGCACUGUGAUGCCCCCAUCUGUUUGUAUGAACAAGGCAGAGACAUCUUUGAAGAUGAAGGGAGGUGGAGCCUCGUUCUGUGUGCUACGUGUGGAUCCCAGGGAACCCAUAGGGAUUGCUCCUCUCUUAGAUCCAACAGUAAGAAAUGGGAGUGUGAGGAGUGUGCACCUUCCCCUGAAGUCACAGACUGAAAACUCAGGUGACAUCCCCUGCUGCCACAGCACUUUCUACUCUGGUGGGGGGGGUGGGGGGCAUUACUACAGAGACAUCAACCUGGAAGAGAAUCUGGGCCCUUCUUGGACUAAUUGUCCAGGACCUUCAUUAUUAAAGAAAUCAGAGUCCUCUGGCAGCAGGAGGGGCCACUUCUGGUGGGUGUCAAAAUAACUAAAAGCUGCAAAAAGUACAAAUAGUGGCUUCUAAGUAGUUGCUACCAAGCACAUUUGGGUACAAAACUGUUCCUCCAACAAGUUUGGGGAGGGACCACUUUAGGACUGUGAGGCCAGGAAACUACGGACCAAGGAAAGAGAAGUCCCAGAAGCGUGAGGACUGCGCAGUCCCGAGGCCAGCCAUGGAGUGUGUAUGUGGCUAUAACGGCUGGCACCUCUGCUCUUUCAGCCCAAUUCCCAGAGGGCCCUUUUUCUCUUCUUCCCCCCAAGGUUCUUCCACUCUAACAUGGUUCUCAUGUGCCUCUUCUUACAUCACCCAUGUUUGUAAUCCAAAUAAAG
This is a messenger RNA of Phyllostomus hastatus (greater spear-nosed bat), 2309 nucleotides long. It is a transcript of the gene PHF7, whose product is annotated as PHD finger protein 7. The transcript is spliced from 11 exons. Gene Ontology annotation, cellular component: nucleus. NCBI's taxonomy places the organism in Eukaryota, Metazoa, Chordata, Mammalia, Chiroptera, Phyllostomidae. Bases 846 to 1775 code for a protein of 309 amino acids. The record is from RefSeq and is a predicted model, not a curated record.